Candoia aspera is the source of this 4617-nucleotide messenger RNA. It is a transcript of the gene MYO3A, whose product is annotated as myosin IIIA. Gene Ontology annotation, molecular function: protein serine/threonine kinase activity; ATP binding; protein binding. Bases 1 to 4602 code for a protein of 1533 amino acids. The transcript is spliced from 35 exons. NCBI's taxonomy places the organism in Eukaryota, Metazoa, Chordata, Lepidosauria, Squamata, Candoiidae. Gene Ontology annotation, cellular component: photoreceptor inner segment; stereocilium tip; filopodium tip. Gene Ontology annotation, biological process: positive regulation of filopodium assembly; regulation of actin filament length; sensory perception of sound. The record is from RefSeq and is a predicted model, not a curated record.
AUGCUGCCCUUAACAGACAAAAGAGGCAUUAUAUUUGACAGCUUUCCUGAUCCUUCAGAUACUUGGGAGAUAAUCAAAACAAUUGGCAAAGGAACAUAUGGCAAAGUUUUCAAGGUGUUCAACAAGAAAAAUGGGAACAAAGCAGCAGUCAAGAUCUUGGAUCCAAUUCAUGAGAUUGAUGAGGAGAUUGAAACUGAAUACAAGAUUUUGAAAGCACUUUCUGAUCAUCCAAAUGUAGUCAAAUUCUAUGGACUGUACUACAGAAAGGAUGUCAAGGAAGGAGACCAACUCUGGCUGGUUCUGGAGUUAUGCAGUGGAGGAUCCGUAACUGACCUUGUGAAGGGCUUUUUGAAGAGAGGAGAAAGAAUGAGUGAACUUACCAUUGCUUAUAUUUUACACGAAGCUCUGACGGGACUUCAGCAUUUGCAUGAAAACAAGACUAUUCACCGUGAUGUCAAAGGAAAUAAUAUCCUCUUGACCACUGAAGGAGGUGUUAAACUUGUGGAUUUUGGUGUAUCUGCUCAGCUGACCAGCAGUUGCCUCCGUCGAAAUACUUCGGUAGGGACUCCCUUUUGGAUGGCUCCUGAGGUGAUUGCAUGCGAGCAACAGCUAGAUAGUUCCUAUGAUGCUAGAUGUGAUGCGUGGUCCCUGGGUAUUACAGCUAUAGAGCUAGGUGAUGGAGACCCACCUUUGGCUGAUUUGCAUCCUAUGAGAGCUUUGUUCAGAAUACCAAGGAAUCCAUCUCCAACAUUACAGCAGCCAGAACUGUGGUCAUCUGAAUUCAAUGACUUUAUCAGCAAGUGUUUAACCAAAGAUUAUGAGAAGCGCCCCAGAGUGACUGACCUACUGCAGCAUGAUUUUGUGAAGCAGGUGGAGGGCAAAGAGAAUAUCCUGCAAAUGCAACUGAUGGAGUUUAUUGAUGUUCACCAGCAGAUGGGCGUUACUGAAAAAGCAAGAUUUGAACGUAUACAUACUAAAAAAGAAAAUUUCAUUAGGUCUCCAGCUGCUAACCAGGAGGAUGUGGAUGAUCUGGCAACCUUAGAAGUAUUAGAUGAGAAUACAGUAACAGAGCAACUGCAAAAGAGUUACACUCGGGAUCAGAUCUACACUUACGUGGGAGAUAUCCUCAUUGCAGUCAAUCCUUUUCGGAACUUAGACCUUUACUCUACAAAGCAUUCCAGAUUGUACAUGGGGGCCAAACGGACUGGCAAUCCUCCACAUAUUUUUGCUAUGGCUGAUACUGCAUAUCAAUCAAUGGUCACCUAUGGGUCAGAUCAGUGUAUUGUCAUUUCUGGAGAAAGUGGAGCGGGGAAGACUCAAAGUUCUCAUCUGCUAGUUCAACAGUUGACUGUCCUUGGAAGAGCUAAUAACAGGACUCUUCAAGAAAAGAUUCUCCAGGUCAACAAUUUGUUGGAGGCUUUUGGAAAUGCAGGCACUAUUAUUAAUGAUAAUUCUAGCAGAUUUGGGAAAUACCUGGAAAUGAAAUUCACUUCUAAUGGAACUGUUGUAAGCACUCAGAUUUCAGAAUAUCUUCUAGAAAAGUCUAGAGUCAUAUGUCAAGCUGGUGGGGAGAAGAAUUUUCAUAUUUUCUACUACAUCUAUGCCGGAUUGGCAGAAAAGAAAAAAUUGGCUCAUUAUAAAUUGCCAGAAAAUAAACCCCCAAGAUAUCUACAAAAUGAACUUCUGAGACCAGUGCAAGAUUUCCUGAACAAUCAUUUUUAUAAAUCCAAGUUUGAAUUAAUUGAGCAGUGCUUCAAAGUAAUUGGGUUUACAAUGGAGGAACUAGGGUGCGUAUACAGUGUACUUGCUGCCAUUUUAAAUGUGGGUAACAUUGAAUUUUCAUCAGUGGUAACUGAAUACAUGAUUGACAAGAGCAUAAUUUCCAAUCCACUGCCUCUGGAGAAUUCUGCUUCCUUGCUGUGUAUCCAAGCAGAUGAGUUGCAAGAAGCCCUAACCUCUCAUUGUGUGGUUACCCGAGGGGAAACAAUUAUACGACCCAACACAAUGGAAAAAGCUACUGAUGUGAGAGAUGCUACAGCCAAAGCAUUGUAUGGGUGGCUGUUUAGUUGGAUAGUCAAUCAUAUUAAUGCCCUGCUCAAACCAACUACAGGUUUAAGGGGAAGUGAUGAAGGGCUGAACAUUGGAAUUCUUGAUAUCUUUGGUUUUGAAAACUUCAAAAAAAAUUCUUUCGAGCAGCUCUGUAUCAAUAUUGCCAAUGAACAGAUUCAGUUUUACUUCAACCAGCAUAUCUUCGCAUGGGAACAGAAUGAAUACCUGAAUGAAGGCAUUGAUGCACGAGUUAUUGAGUAUGACGAUAACAGACCACUGUUAGAUAUGUUCCUACAAAAACCAAUGGGAUUACUGUCCCUCCUUGAUGAAGAAAGUUCUUUUCCUCAAGCCACUGAUCAGACACUUGUUGAAAAGUUUGAAGACAAUCUGAAAUCAAAAUAUUUCUGGAGACCAAAAAGAAUUGAUUUGACAUUUGGCAUUUACCAUUAUGCAGGGAAGGUUCUUUAUAAUGCAAGUGGGUUCUUAGCCAAAAACAGAGAUACCUUGCCAGCUGAUAUUGUACUACUCCUGCGAUCCUCUGAAAAUUACUUGAUUCAACAGCUGGUAAUCGAACCCCUUACAAAAACGGGUAAUUUGGCACACAGCAAGCAUACAAUAAAUUAUCAGAUGUGGAGGCCACAGAAUCCAGUCAGCCAAACAAAAAUGAAGGAGUCCCUGAACUGUAACAGCAUCUACAGCUUAGAACAAAAUGAGCUGGAAGAUUCCAUGCAUCACUCAAGAGAGACAACCAGUAUGAAAACACAGACAGUUGCUUCUUAUUUCCGAUACUCAUUGAUGGAUUUGCUGUCUAAAAUGGUGGUUGGCCAGCCUCAUUUUGUUCGUUGUAUUAAACCAAACAAUGAUCGACAGGCAAAGAAGUAUGACAAAGAAAAAGUAUUGGUUCAGUUGCGAUACACUGGAAUUCUGGAAACAGCUCGGAUUCGGCAACAGGGUUAUUCUCAUCGUAUUCUUUUUGCAAACUUCAUAAAGCGAUACUAUUUCCUUUGUUACCAAUCAAGCAAGGAGCCCCCUAUAAGUCCUGCUACUUGUACUGCCAUCUUGGAAAAAGCCCAGUUGGAUAACUGGAUGGUUGGGAAAACUAAGGUUUUUCUGAAAUACUACCAUGUAGAGAAGCUAAACUUAAUGCAAAAGGAGACAAUCAACAGGAUCGUUUUGAUUCAAACCUAUGUGAGAAAAUGGCUUCGUUCAAAGAGAUAUAAAAAGUUGAAGGAGAAAAGGGAAGCAAGUGCAAUUAAAAUACAAUCAGCUUACAGGGGAUACAUCUCUCGCAAGGAAUAUGCAAAUGCAAAGAAUAUGUAUGGAGUGGGUACGUGGAUUAUCAGGCUCCAGGCAGUUAGAAGAGGAUUCUUAAUCCGAAAGGAAGCUAAAGAAAUAAAUGAUGCAGCAAUAACAAUUCAGUCUCACUUCAGAGGAUACAGGGAGAGAACAAGUUUCAAAAGAAAAAGGGAAUCCCUUCUCAGGAAGAGACAAGGUGAAAUGGCAGCAAGCCCAAAAGAAAAAGAAAAUCUUCCUGAAGAAGGCCAAAACCAGCCCACUCCCCACCGCUUGUCUAAGAAAGGAUCUACCAAAAGCACUAGUGAACCAAGCCAGCAAGCUUCUCAGGAAAGAAGCGAUCCAGCUGAGAAAAACCAGGAAAAUGUUGCUCCCCAGGAAAAUGAUCUGAAAAGAGGAUCUCUGAAAUACGUCCAGCCGAUUCCAUGUGAAAACAAAAUCCCUCUAAGGCAUGGGUUUACAAGAGGCUCUCAGGAACACAAUGAAGCCAGCCAGCCAGCCACAGGGGACAAAGAGAAGGCAGCCCUAGUCAUUCAGAGUAAUUAUCGAGGGUACCGAACAAGAGAUCAGCUCAGAAAGGAAGGGAAGUUACCUUGUGAAAACCACGGUGACAGUGAGCCUGGGACUUUGUCUGAUGGUUUGACUCAAGUUCUAAUAGAUGGUCCAGAGGAGGAGAAAUCUGGCUUGGCUGCUUUCUCCAGGCAGAUAUCACAAUUAUCAGAAGAUUAUCUGUCAAUGCAGCAGAAACUGAAUGAAAUAAUUUUGUCCCAUCAGCUGAAUCCCAUGAAGCUCUCCGCAGACUACCAUUCCAGCAAUCACCUUUCUUCAUAUGUAUAUCAGUCUGUUGGUUUCAAAAGAGAGGAUGGUGGUCGUGUGCAGAGAAGCCCAAGGCGAUCUCACAAACCCAAGACUUUAAACCACCCUGAAGAUUCCACCUAUUACACUCUUCUACAUAAAUUUUCAUCUAUGCAAGAUGAAAAGCGAAAAGCAAGAAAAAACAGUCUGGGCAAGAUACUGAAUAUAGAAGAUCGGUAUUACCAAGAGUUUUCAUCUACUGAUUUCGUGUCAAAGGAUAAAAAUGCCAGCACAAGAGGAAAGAAACCCCUGGAAGAUCCUAGAGCUACAACAUUAAGGAUUGGUGAUGGGCCAAAGGUCACUGGGGUCCCACUAAAAGAGAACAGAGAUGAAGAUCAUCCUUUUGACUACCAAAAGCUGCUACGGAAGACCUCUCAGCGCAGGCGCCUUAUCCAGCAAUAUUAGCAGCUGCUGCUACUG